GGGCGCGCGGCGCGCGCGCGGGGCGGGGGCGCGCGGAGGGGGGGCUGCCCCGGGGCGGCCCCCCCAGGUCGGGGCGCGGCGGGCGGCGGCGGCGGGCGCGCGUCCCGUCCAGGUUCGGAGUAACCGCCGCCGCCGCCGCCAAAGCUCGCCAACAUGGCGGACCUGGAGGCCGUGCUGGCCGAUGUCAGUUACCUGAUGGCCAUGGAGAAGAGCAAGGCGACCCCGGCCGCCCGCGCCAGCAAGAGGAUCGUCCUGCCGGAGCCCAGUAUCCGGAGUGUGAUGCAGAAGUACCUUGCAGAGAGAAAUGAAAUAACCUUUGACAAGAUUUUCAAUCAGAAAAUUGGUUUCUUGCUAUUUAAAGAUUUUUGUUUGAAUGAAAUUAAUGAAGCUGUACCUCAGGUGAAGUUUUAUGAAGAGAUAAAAGAAUAUGAAAAACUUGAUAAUGAGGAAGACCGCCUUUGCAGAAGUCGACAAAUUUAUGAUUCCUACAUCAUGAAGGAACUUCUUUCCUGUUCACAUCCUUUCUCAAAGCAAGCUGUAGAACACGUACAAAGUCAUUUAUCCAAGAAACAAGUGACAUCAACUCUUUUUCAGCCAUACAUAGAAGAAAUUUGUGAAAGCCUUCGAGGUGACAUUUUUCAAAAAUUUAUGGAAAGUGACAAGUUCACUAGAUUUUGUCAGUGGAAAAACGUUGAAUUAAAUAUCCAUUUGACCAUGAAUGAGUUCAGUGUGCAUAGGAUUAUUGGACGAGGAGGAUUCGGGGAAGUUUAUGGUUGCAGGAAAGCAGACACUGGAAAAAUGUAUGCAAUGAAAUGCUUAGAUAAGAAGAGGAUCAAAAUGAAACAAGGAGAAACAUUAGCCUUAAAUGAAAGAAUCAUGUUGUCUCUUGUCAGCACAGGAGACUGUCCCUUCAUUGUAUGUAUGACCUAUGCCUUCCAUACCCCAGAUAAACUCUGCUUCAUCCUGGAUCUGAUGAACGGGGGCGAUUUGCACUACCACCUUUCACAACACGGCGUGUUCUCUGAGAAGGAGAUGCGGUUUUAUGCCACUGAAAUCAUUCUGGGUCUGGAACACAUGCACAAUCGGUUUGUUGUCUACAGAGAUUUGAAGCCAGCAAAUAUUCUCUUGGAUGAACAUGGACACGCAAGGAUAUCAGAUCUUGGUCUUGCCUGCGAUUUUUCCAAAAAGAAGCCUCAUGCGAGCGUUGGCACCCAUGGGUACAUGGCUCCCGAGGUGCUGCAGAAGGGGACGGCCUAUGACAGCAGUGCCGACUGGUUCUCCCUGGGCUGCAUGCUUUUCAAACUUCUGAGAGGUCACAGCCCUUUCAGACAACAUAAAACCAAAGACAAGCAUGAAAUUGACCGAAUGACACUCACCGUGAAUGUGGAACUUCCAGACACCUUCUCUCCUGAACUGAAGUCCCUUUUGGAGGGCUUGCUUCAGCGAGAUGUUAGCAAGCGGCUGGGCUGUCACGGAGGCGGCUCACAGGAAGUAAAAGAGCACAGCUUUUUCAAAGGUGUUGACUGGCAGCAUGUCUACUUACAAAAGUACCCACCACCCUUGAUUCCUCCCCGGGGAGAAGUCAAUGCUGCUGAUGCCUUUGAUAUUGGCUCAUUUGAUGAAGAGGAUACCAAAGGGAUUAAGCUACUUGAUUGCGACCAAGAACUCUACAAGAACUUCCCUUUGGUCAUCUCUGAACGCUGGCAGCAAGAAGUAACGGAAACAGUUUAUGAAGCAGUAAAUGCAGACACGGAUAAAAUUGAGGCCAGGAAGAGAGCUAAAAAUAAGCAACUUGGCCACGAAGAAGAUUACGCUCUGGGGAAGGACUGUAUUAUGCACGGGUACAUGCUGAAACUGGGAAACCCAUUUCUGACUCAGUGGCAGCGUCGCUAUUUUUACCUCUUUCCAAAUAGACUUGAAUGGAGAGGAGAGGGAGAGUCCCGGCAAAAUUUACUGACAAUGGAACAGAUUCUCUCUGUGGAAGAAACUCAAAUUAAAGACAAAAAAUGCAUUUUGUUCAGAAUAAAAGGAGGGAAGCAAUUUGUCUUGCAAUGUGAGAGUGAUCCAGAGUUUGUGCAGUGGAAGAAAGAGUUGAACGAAACCUUCAAGGAGGCCCAGCGGCUAUUGCGUCGUGCCCCGAAGUUCCUCAACAAACCUCGGUCGGGUACUGUGGAGCUCCCAAAGCCAUCCCUCUGUCACAGAAACAGCAACGGCCUCUAGCACCCAGGAACAGGGAGGGUCCUUGAGGAGGACACACCAGGGUCUCAGCCUUUUGGGGUGAACAAGGAUGAGGCAUCUGAUCUAUUCGCUACUGGGACUCCUCCAGGCUCCCGAGAGGAGUCGGGACCCUUCGGCUCGGGGUCAGCUCAGCUCCCUGCCUUGUCACAUUUGUCCACAUUUGAAACUACUGAAGAAAUAAAAGUUCUUUUUCUUUGCUACACACUUUGGUACCUAUGAACCUAGAACUUGAAGUGACUCCUACUUAUCACGUAAAUUUUUAUGUCUGAUAUCAAACACAUCUUAGACUUUCCAGGAUGGAAUUUAAAGAUAUUCAUUGUUGGGUAACAGAUUGCCCUAAGCAUUGCCACAUUUUCUGUCUGGUCACUGCUGCUUUUCCAUGUCUUUGCUCCAUGCUGCUGGGGGAUGGGAGAACCACAGUGUGUUUCUUUUGUGCACUUCACAACUGACUUCUUAUCCUGGGAUUAAAGGUUGAAGAUAUUUUCUGACAAUAUUAAAAGUUGAAGAUAUUUCUGCACUUGGGCCCUCCUCCGGGAGCCGCACCCACAUGACUGCCCUGCCUCUGACCAGUCUGUUCCGGGGCCCCCUCAGCCAGGUGGGAAUGAUGGACAUGUACUCUUCAAGUGUAUGGGGUUAACUAAUCAUUGAAGGCAUUCAUCCGUCCAUCAUUGGAAAGAUUUACAGUGAUUCUGAAGGACAGGCCAUGGAGUUUUAAGUUUCAGGGGCAAGAGCAGUUUUCAAAAGUCUUUGAGUCCAGUGUGCGCGAGUCGACAAGCAGUACCUGGCGUGCAGGAGCACUCAUGGGUGAGUCCGUCUUGGGUCUCGACAAUUAGCAGUUGUGUGACAGUCAUUCUGGUUCCUUCUGCCUGACUCUGGGAGACAUAUCAGUAAUGGAUGUACAAAAGCAGGUCUGUUUUACGUCUUAGUAUAAUUUCAGAUGAAUUGUAUUGAAAAAAUGCUGAGGAAUGAAUGUGUCAAAAUGGGUUAACUGUGUAUAUUGACUUUCAUCUCGUCAUCCAUCUGUCAUGAAUGAAUGAUACUUUGCACUGGGCUGUACGACAGUGAGGACCUUAGGGCAUGAAGCCUUUUUCCUGGUCCCAGCAGCAUCUGCCCUGUGAAGUUUGUUUUCUCCCACUGCCUCCAGGCCCCACUGAUACCCCCAAAUAGAUGCUGCGUUAUGAGAACCAGCGAAGUCCCCCAUGUCAUCAGUCUUAAAAAAAAUAAUUUUACAAAUCCACAUAUUUGUCCCAUUCUUGGAGUAGUUUUAGUGUGUGUCUUUAAAUUAACUACUAACAGUAUAAAUAACUUGACAUCAUAAUUGUCUGCAUCCUGUCCUUGAUAUUUUUAGCAGUUCCAAAUCUUUGUUUUUGUAUUUGUUUGCUGUGUUCAUGGGCAAAGUAAGUACUUUUUAAUGGAGUUAUUUUGAGAGUUUGGAAGAUAAAUUCCCAAAAGGGUCCAUUAUUUCAUAAGAGUUACUUUGCAAAAAAAAAAAAAAAUGUGGGUUUUUUUUUUUGUCUAUCUCAACUACUAGUUGGGGUUUAAAUUAACAUACAUUUUCUACUAUCUGUUAUUUCCAGUGUGGGAGGAGGGAUGUACUACUUACAUGCAUUCUCCUUAUUUAAAAAGGAAGAAUAGUAUUCAAAUUCUGUUUAAACACACACACACACACACACACACACACACACACACCAGAAGCAGAAAAGCCAUAGUUCUUAAAGAGUGAAUGUCUUCCCAGCCCUGGUUAAUUAUAGCUGUGACUGAUGCCGUUCCCGUCUGCAUCUCAAGUUCAUAGGUUCUCAGCAUGUGCAGUUGAGGAUGCGCUGGGCCUCAUGCCUGUUCUAGAUCUCCAGGAUAAAGGGCCUGCUGUUGACUCCACGAGGGCCUGGGCUUAGCGUCUUAAUAUCUCGUACCUAGGGCGUGAGCUGCACAAACGUGUUCAGAAAGAUUAUUCAACUUUCCCAUACUUGUUCUAAAAUUGAGCUGAUCCGCAUCUCUUUCAAAAACUAGAAUUUCUGCUCUAAGAAUAGAACAUAAGGCUCCACUCCCUUUUAGAAAAGAUAUAUGAAUUGGAAAAUGCCCUGAAAGUCCUUUUGCUUCAAACAAAAGUGUAAACUUUUACACUUCCCCAACUCACAUUUGAUUUGUAAUGAUAUGGUUGAGAAGUACAUCUAGAUGUCAUUUAUUAAAAGUACUUUGUAAGACUAGAUUGAGCUGCUUCUGAGGGCGGUCACCAGUUGUGUUGGGUCUGGUUUGAAUGUCUUCUGCCAAAAUGUUGUAAUGGAGGUGUUUCUGCGACCAGACACAGGAUACCACUGUGUCUGCACCCGGUUGCCUGCAUGGCCAGAGGAAAAGUCAGUUGGAUUAAACAUCAUGGUAUACUUGGCUGUUGUUUUUUUUAAUUUUUUAAUUUUUUGGGAUAGGGCCUCGCUCUGUCACCCAGGCUGGAGAACAGUGGGAUGAUCAUGGUUCACUGCAGCCUUGAAUUCCUAGGUUCAAGCAGUCCUCCCACGUCAGCCUCCUGAGUAGCUAGGACUACAGGUUCAUGCCACCUUUCCUGGCUAAUUUAUUUUUUGGGUAGAGAUAGGGGUCUUGAACUGUUAGGCUCAAGUGGUCCUUCUUCUUGGCCUCCCAAAAUGCUGGAAUUAGAGAUGUGAGCCACCAUGCCCAGCCGUAGUACUUGGAUGUUUUAGAAGGUUUUCCAAGUACUACAUAAUUCCUAGAUGUUCACCCUUGUUAUAUUCCAACUGUUAAAAAGGUCAAAAUUCAGCCUAUAUUUUUUUCAUUAUUUUAGAUUUCUGUGGUUGGGAUAUUUUAACAUUGAUGAGAAAAAUAAUUGAGGUUUUUUUUUUACUAAAUCAUGUGGUAAUGUCUUGAUUUCAUGAUUCAAAAGAAUCAAUAAAGCCUAAAAAUAAUAGAUUACUUUAAGCUGCUAUGUAAGAUAUAUAUGGAAUAAAUUAAAAACCUUUGUGAAUUUAGGUUUAUUAUUUUUAACCUAAAACAUUCUCUUUGGUUCAUUCAUCCCCUCAUGUCAUGGGGGCUCAUUGGUUUUCCUUCUUUGUCAUAUUUAAGUAUGAUUUUUCAACAAAACUUCUAGAAGUCAGCUUAUUAUGUCAACGUUCAUGCAAAGUGCUCAUGACUCUGAUUGGUCCAUUCACUUCACUAACGUGACAAUUUCAGGUCCUAUGUUUAAAAAGAAGGAGCUGGCUGGGCACGAUGGCUCACGCCUAUAAUCCCAGCACUUUGGGAGGCCGAGAGGGCAGUUCACAAGGUCAGGAGAUUGAGACCAUCCUGGUUAACACAGUGAAACCCCGUCUCUACUAAAAAUACAAAAAAAAAUUAGCCGGGCGUGGUGACGGGCACCUGUAGUCCCAGCUACUUGGGAGGCUGAGGCAGGAGAAUGGCGUGAACCCGGGAGGCGGAGCUUGCAGUGAGCCGAGAUCACACCACUGCACUCCAGCCUGGGUGACAGAGCGAGACUCUAUCUCAAAAAAAAAAAAAAAAAAAAGGUGGUGGGGGGGCUAAAUAUCCAGUGAGAUGCACCAAGGAAAGGAAUCAUUUUGCUCAAGACAGCAGCAGCAACAAACAACGGUCUGUUUGUUGCAAACAAGAGGUAGCUUGAUUUCUGGUGUGACAUAUGCCGUAUACAGAUAUUAGAAACAACCGUCUGAAGGCCACAUUGGUCAUCUACAAAGUAACGUCUACCAAUUGACGACAGGGAUUUAACUAGAUUAAAAAGAUCAAAGUGUGGUUUUUCUCUGCUUUUGAAAAUUUCACUCGGAAUUUGUAGCUGGGCCAAUUCAACACAUUUUACUUUUCAGUGGAAUUGAUUUUUCUAAUGUUUCAGAAUUUUAACAUAUCAAGAAGAAAACAAUGUUCUCAAAGUCUGGCCUCUUUUGCAUGAUGUAAACCUAUAGAAAUGCUUUGAAAUGUGCUGGUGUGAGAUAAGAGUUAUCUUGUAUGAUUUAAUCAUAUGCAGUGUUGUCUCAGUUACGUUCAGGGAAAUGUUUCUGUGUCAUUCAGAGAUGCUUGAUGAAUUAACACCUCCCACCCUGAGUGAGGGGUUGACUUGUCGGGAGAUGAUUUGGGCUUCAUUGGGAUCUGUGACAGGUGGGGGCUGGGCUGGGUGUCACAAAGAGAAUAGUGGUAGAAAUUGGGCGAAGGAAGAAAGAAGUUACUGGUAAAAAUCAUUACACCAUAAAGCACCAAGGAAACAACUGAGUUAAAAUAGGUGAAGUUUCUUUUUCCCCCCUGUAACAGGAGAUUUUUCCUUAUGAUAAUUAUUCUGAGACUUGGUCACUUUAUUUUUGAAUGUGGAGCUGCUGAACUCAUUCAGAAGCCAUUUGCUGCCUAUCAGGACUUUCUGAAGAAGUUCUUUUGCCUCUGCCUACCCUCUGGCACCCUCCCAUGAAGGCACAGGGGACCCAGAGCUAAAGCAUUACCGGGCCAUCUCCAAAACACCGUGUGUGUGUGUGUGUGUGUGUGUGUGUGUGUGUGUGUGUGUGUGUGUGUGUGUGUGUGUGUGUGUGUGUGUGUGUGUGUGUGUGUGUGUGUGUGUGUGUGUGUGUGUGUGUGUGUGUGUGUGUGUGUGUGUGUGUGCACUUCGCAGCCCCCGUGGUGGAGAGGCAGUGUCUGGAUCACUGUGAAUGCAUUGCCCCAUUGGUCAGUUGGGGACACUGUUACAAAUCCAUUGAAGUCCUGGUAAAACUGUCAGAGUAACAGGCCUCUUCUGUUCUGCCCUGCUCACUUCCACGGUGAGUUACCAGCCUGGGCAACACAGCAAGACCCCAUCUCUACAAAAAUAGUUUUUUUAAGUAAUUAACAGUUAAAAUUUUUUCCUAAAGAUUCAACAUGAUUUUUCCCUCCUAUGUAAAGUUUACUGGAGAGACUUGAAUUAAUUACUUAAAUUCAUGUUAAUAUGAUUUUUUUUUAAUCCAGGUCACAUUUUAACAAAGUUUAUUAUGAAACAAAUGAAAUUUGAACUCUAAAAUGGUACUCCUUGGCUUCCUCAAGUCACAGUGAACUUUAUAUUUUCUUUGUCCUUAAGGACUAAGAUAGUUGUUUUAUUUUAGCAGAAUAACAGAGAUUACCACUCCUGCAGGCCCCCACAGCUGGCCCAAUGGGGCUGUCUUUCUGACCUAGCUGUGUUAGCAUUGAUUGAGAAAUGCAGGCUCCCAAAUUUUAAAUUGCCUUUAUUAAAAACACAAAGAAACUACAGAAAAUGGGUUAAGAGUAUAUGCAUUUCAUCAAAUACAUAUAAGGAAAAAAAUCCUUCAUUUUAGAGUUAAAUAACUCAGCUUUGUAUAGUAGAGUUAGCUCUCCAGUAUCUAACAAUCUCAAAAUCAUCUCUGAAAACUGGUAACUAUGCUUCCAUUUUUAAUUUUGUCCUAAAUAUCAGAUGUCUUUGAUGUAAGGGUAGGGAAUGGAGAAAUAUUUUCAAUUGUGUAUUUGUAUUACAAAGAACUUGAAAUUUACUUUCUUAGUUGAUUAUAUUAAAUGAUGUAUAUAUUAUAUGUGGUUUAUAAGCUCAACACUGGCCAUUUUUUUAGUUUUAUUGUUAAAUGGUAUUUUUCUAUGUUUAAUUAUAAUAGAUUUGGCUUUUUCUGGAUAGCAUAAAGAUCACUGAACUAUAUAUAUAUAAGAAACAAGAGUUCUAUUUUAGCACAAAAGCAUUUUAUAUUAUUUAUUGAAUCCAUAAGUUUGUUUUCGUCAAAAACAUUCCAUAUUAUUUCUGCUCCUUUUUAUUUGUAUAGUUUGUUAUUUAAAGAAAUGGCAGUCCUUCCUGUUCUUAAUACAAUAAAAUUGAAAUAAUGCACAUAGCAA
Pongo pygmaeus (Bornean orangutan) is the source of this 8058-nucleotide messenger RNA. RefSeq names its product G protein-coupled receptor kinase 3 (gene GRK3). Gene Ontology annotation, molecular function: G protein-coupled receptor binding; G protein-coupled receptor kinase activity; ATP binding. The record is from RefSeq and is a predicted model, not a curated record. Gene Ontology annotation, biological process: desensitization of G protein-coupled receptor signaling pathway; G protein-coupled receptor signaling pathway; protein phosphorylation. The transcript is spliced from 21 exons. The coding region runs from base 154 to 2220 and encodes 688 amino acids. Lineage: Eukaryota; Metazoa; Chordata; Mammalia; Primates; Hominidae.